Diachasma alloeum is the source of this 1326-nucleotide messenger RNA. RefSeq lists its product as uncharacterized. The coding region runs from base 1 to 1326 and encodes 441 amino acids. Lineage: Eukaryota; Metazoa; Arthropoda; Insecta; Hymenoptera; Braconidae. The record is from RefSeq and is a predicted model, not a curated record. The transcript has a single exon.
AUGGUCUCCGAGACCGCAGGUCUCCUGGACCCCACCCAGACCUCCUCGCGGCUGCCACCCCUGCACUACAGGACCUUCGACUCGUCCCUCGCGGACAGCCACAAGAACGCCUUCACCCAGCGCUACAGCAGAUUCUCCCCGUCAACCGAGUCCCCAGACUCGCCCGAGCCCUGCUCCUCGUACUCCCCAGCAAACAGCCACGAGAUCUACGGUGCAUUGUCCUCGGAGAGUGACAAAAUCUACGUGAUGCCACCGCCAGACAUCACAUCCACCUACGAAAUAGCAAACAGCCACAGCAACUACGAGAUCUUCAACGAUCACUUCAACAUGUGCGAUGACAAUGAAAUCCCAGAGAUGACCCUCAACGAGCCAAAGAACAUUGGCAACAGUGACGAUAUGGACUCCAAACGUGUGAGGAUAAAUGACAGUGCCUAUGAUAUUGAGCAGUGCCUAAUGGAAAUUGAAGAGAGCCUAUUGAAUAUUGAGCAGAAUUUAAUUUAUGUACAGGAUCUUGAGAUUCCACAGCUCAACAAUCUGCUGCAAUCGACGAUUGACAAAAAAUGUGGUGAUGAAUGGCCUUCGUUUGUGUGUAAAUCUAAGAGUAUGGUAUUCAGUAAUGAACAGACAUCGGUGUCUAACGGUGACAGUGAUGAGGGUGAAAAUAUCAGUCUCAUUGCCAGCCUUGAUAAUCUUCCAACUAGACAAUGUGGUAAUAGGAAUAGUGAUAGCACUAGGAGUCUUAGGGAUACGAGACAUAGGUCUGUUAAUUUUAAUUCACAUGGUGAUGUGAGAAAGUGUGAGGAGGGGAGGAGGAACUUUCAUCGUAGGAGGAAAAAUUCGUUGGACGUGGAAGCGUUCAAGAGACGAAGGAAAACAUCACUAGAUCAUUGUUAUUUUUCUAAGAAUAAUGGGGGCAGUGGGGGGUAUAGAAAAGCUUCUUCUCAUGGUGCUUUGGAGAUGUUCGCUAAGGAGAAAAAGAGAAGAGUCAGUGGUGGUACGAGUAUUAAAUCAAAUGAUUGUAUUUUCAAUGAAAUUAAUGAGAGAGCUAGGGACUGUCGUCGAAAGUUUGAUAAUAUUUGUACAGCCAAGUCGGAUAAUACCGCGAAUCAUAUUGAUGUCAAGAUCGAUGAAUCAAUGGGGAAGAAGAAUUAUCCGAGAGUUAAUUCGUUGCCUAAUCCGGAUAAUGCACUUGUACCGGGCAAAUUGAUCUCUCUCUCGUUUUCACUUUUACUGGCAGCAUUGCUUCAGGCUGUCAGGUGCCUGGCUGAUCUCGUUGAGGACACUUUUCGAUCAGUUGCACUCGAUAAAUACGCUUUACAGGAUUAA